GGCGGGGAUUCGGCGAUGGAACUCUCCGAGCUGCACGUUCCGAGAUUGCAAUAUUAACAAUGCUGUUGAGGAAUUCAUUCAACACAUUUAAGCAAUUCUUUGGAUCUCAACUGCCUUUGUCUAUCAGUUAAAAUGGUCCAAUGGCAUUCCUACCAUUGUUUGAUCUUACUAUAUGUUGGGUAUUGUAAUGUAAUUAUUUGUACAAAGAAAUUGCAUACCUUAAAUCAGCAACACUUCAUCAACAUUCUACAGUCAGGAAAAACAUCUUUAAUAUAUUUCAAAAAAACAGCAAAUCCAGCAAUCAGACAUUUUCUUGAACAACUCAAAAAAUCAUCAGAAUCACUUGAAGAGUAUGGCAUCACAGUGGCUCAGGUUGACUGUGCCAUAGAAGCAGUACCAAAAUACUGUGAAGAUGAAGAUAUCCUGAAGAAAGCAUACCUUUUCCAGGGUAAUCUAUUGCUUAGGAGUUUUGCAACUGAUACAUUGUUUGACGUGGAUGCAAUUGUAGCAAAUAUAUUAUUUAUUUUGCUGUUCAAUGAAAUAAAGUAUGUAUACUCAUUGAUGGAUCUUCAUGACAUUGAAAAUGAUAUGAAAGGACGUGGUGACAUCAUCUUUACAUUUGUACGAGCAAUCGGUGUUCCAGAACAUAGAGCCAUUAUGGAAACUGCUUUUGUUUAUGGUACUAAGUAUCAGUUUGUAUUGACCACAGAGCAGAGUGUUUUGGAAGGCUUGGAGUCGAUACAUAGGAAUGGACCAUGGGUGGUUCCGGUUUCUUCCAGUCCAGGCCUGAAAGAUCCAGAUACGUCUUCAGCCAGACUUUGGUUCUGCCAUUGCAAGAUGGCUACCGAUAAGAAUCAGCCAUGCAAGAGGACCUAUUUUAAACAGCCACUAACUACUGUGAAUAUACAUUCCUACCUUAAGAUAUUGGAGGCCCCGCUAGUGGCAGAGAUUAAUCUUCCACCAGAGGAAGUAUCUACAAUUCAUGUACAGUUAAAGCUGCCAGUUGUGUUUCUUUUUACACAAAGAGAAACCUAUGAACAUGACAGAAUAACUGCCGAAUCUGUCGCAUGGCAGCUACUGGGAAGCGCAGGAGUUGUAUUAGUGUCAAGGAUCCAGCUGCAUCCUAAUGUGCCAGCAGAUGUCACUGUAGGCUACAGACCUGCUGGAGGGGACUUACCCAUCAAUUAUUUGGUGAUAUCAUCUGUUGAAGAAAUUGUCGAUCUUGUCAAAGGUGAAGUGAAAAAUGUGUCCAGCGGCGUUAAAGAUGAAGAAGAGGAAAAUGAAGAUUUGGAUUUCAUAGGUAUUCAAGAUGAUGAAGUGGCAGAAGCCAUCAGCGCAUACAUGUGGAAAGAGCAUGAUCUAGGCUUAAUUCAAGCACUAACAGACAUUAGCUUUCCUACAAUCUUAGAAACAAUUCCCCACGUGGUGGUGCUGUUCUACACUGCUUGGGAUGCUGUUUCCAUGGCAUUUUUGCAGUCCUAUGCAGAAGUAUCAACCAGACUUGCAGAUAUGAAGGACCUUGUACUGACUCGAGUUAACUGUGGAGACUGGCCAGUUGUUUGUUUGAAUGAAGGCGUUACACACUUUCCGACUGUCAAGAUAUAUACUCAAGGUGAUAGACCCUUACUCUACACUGGAAUGCUAGGAGUACACAGUCUAUUAAAGUUCAUUAUGCUGAGCAGAAUACCUACUCCCGUUCUGUUGACGUCAACAGAAGAUGUUGAAGCCUAUCUAAAAGGAGAUUUACACAGUGAUCUCAAACCACAAUGGAACAUUCCUGUUGUAGGAUUAUUCAGCUCAGAAAUGAAAGAAGAGUCAAACAGCACGGAAACACAAAAAGAAAAUGAUGCCUUUAUUGAAGCUGCAUAUUCCCUCAGGGGCACAAUGGUAUUGAGAAUGUACAUCCAGAAAGAUGCUAUCUAUCUCUCUCAAAAGUUUGGUGUGGCUCUACCAGCUCUGGUGUUUGUUAGGGAUGAAAAAUCUGACAUAGAAGCCAUUCAUCUUGAAAAGCCUAGCAAAGAGGACAUUGUAUCUGCAGUCAAGAGUGCCAUGUUGGAAACAUUUCCUGAAGUCACAGUGGAAAAUUUUCCUUCUUAUUUCCAUCCUAUUAAACCAUUACUCAUUCUUUUCAUUGAUAAUGAUGACACCAAGACUUCGAAAGCUAGAAAUGAGCUUGAACAACUUACCAAGUUAAGAGAUGCGCAGACAUAUACCACAUGCUGGAUUGAUUUACGAAAGACACAUGUCGGAAAAGAGAUUCUUCAAGUAUAUUUGAACUACCUCCCACAGCUGCCAGCACUGGUCUUAGUGCAACUCAGCUGUCACGGCCAUGUGUUUGUGUUUCCGGAAGGAGAGCUGAUAUCAACGGUCGGUGUGCUACAUUGGUUAGAGAAGGUACAAACAGGACAGGAGAUUCCAAAAUAUAAUCUGCAAAGAAAAGAGUGGACACCCCCACGAGCUACUUAUGAUUUUCUGGCCAUCAUGGAUAUUGUACGUCCUGGAUUUGCAAAGCAGAGGAUACCCAAUUCUGCAAACCAAGAAAAACCCUGUGAACAGGAGGAAAGUGAGACUGAACAUUUGCAUGAGAGUGGUGAGGAAGAAGUUCAAAGUGAAUUCGUUGCAACAUCUCAAAAUGUGCAAGGAACUCCUACACAACCAGAUAAGCAAAAGAAAAUGCAGCAUGAACUUCAUAAUGAACUAUGAUCAGAAAUCGCAGUUCAGUAAGUGGAUAGCUCUGAGACUGUUGACCAGCUAUACUGAUUCUAGCAGCUAAGGCACAGUGGUAUUUGCUUCUGGAUGUUGUUAUAGACUUUAUCAGCAGAAGGUGCAAAUUACUAUCAGAAGCUGAUUGUGCAACAGUAACUGCACACUUCAGUUAAUCCUGUACUGCUUAACAUUUCCUGCAUGAGCCAGACAAAAUAAAGCAGUCAGUUUUCAUAAUAAUGUAUAUUUCUGGAUUUCAACUAAUUCCAUAAUUCUUUAGUAGUUUAUUUUGUUACUCAUCCGAAAUUAGAAAGAAUUUAGUACAGUAUGCUUCAGUAAAUUAAAGCAGCAAAAAUGCCAGUCUUUUGUAUGUCUUGAAUAUUAUUGUACAAGUUGAUUUAACAUAUUUUACAGCAAGCCUCUCAGUCCAAAGUGAAGACUCGAUUACUUAUAACUAUGGCUCCAGACCAUGUGAAUUCCUGCAUGUACUCAAGAUCCCCUAUUCGACUCCUUUCAAAUUUCAGUAAGUGUUUCAGAGUCUGACUCUUGUAUUUUAGGCAGGUAAAAUUGAUCUUUAAUAUUGAGCUGAUGUGUGGUAUACAUUGGCAGGAUAGGAUUUGUUCUUUCUUCACCCAAAUUAUAGCAAUAUAAGCCAGUUUUAACUGUUCACAGAAUAUUGUGCUUUUUGAAAUUUUAUU
Molecule: messenger RNA, 3401 nt
Organism: Hemiscyllium ocellatum (epaulette shark)
Lineage: Eukaryota; Metazoa; Chordata; Chondrichthyes; Orectolobiformes; Hemiscylliidae
Gene: txndc16
Product: thioredoxin domain containing 16
Exons: 22
Coding region: 133-2703 (856 amino acids)
Source: RefSeq, a predicted model, not a curated record